Molecule: messenger RNA, 3014 nt
Organism: Gossypium raimondii (Peruvian cotton)
Lineage: Eukaryota; Viridiplantae; Streptophyta; Magnoliopsida; Malvales; Malvaceae
Product: protein PSK SIMULATOR 1
Exons: 2
Coding region: 204-1961 (585 amino acids)
Biological process (GO): positive regulation of growth
Source: RefSeq, a predicted model, not a curated record
AUAUUUGUUUUAGGAAAACUACUUGAAGGGAAGCAUAUACAUACAUUAACCCCCAUGUGGCUCCUCUAGUCUUCACUGCAUCUUCCCAGCUACUUCUUCUCCUCUCUAUCUUCUCUAUUUCCCUUUUAUUUUGCUUCCUUUUCAGCCUUUGGAACUGUGAGUCCUUUUGCCAUUUCAUGUGAUCAACAUUUUGGUAUAAAAAGAUGGUAGCAGAGUCUUGGUUUCGUAGUUUUUGGAAAAUUCCACGGAGGCAUGAAGGAGGUUCUGAGAGAGUUGAAAUUGGAGUAUUAGCAUUUGAAGUUGCAAGCUUGAUGUCUAAGCUCGUGCAUCUAUGGCGGUGUCUAAGUGAUAAGCAGGUUAGUAGGUUGAGAGAGGAGAUUAUGACUUGUGUGGGGAUUAAGAAGCUGGUAUCUGAAGAUGAAGGUUACAUUGGACACUUGAUAUGUGCAGAAAUGAUUGAAACUGUUACACAUGUGGCGAAGUCCGUGGCUAGGCUUGCAAAGAAAUGUAGUGACCCGGGUUUGAAGAGUUUUGAACUUGCUUUCACUGAGUUAGUCCAGAUUGGGGCUGACCCUUAUUGUUGGAUAUUUUCCUUAAAGAAGAUGGACAAGAAAGUGAAGAAGAUGGAACGGUACAUUUCAGUGAAUGCAACUUUGUAUCAAGAGAUGGAAAUGCUCCUGGAUCUUGAGCAAACUCUAAGGAGGAUGAAAGCCAGUGAUGCGGAGCCAGAGAAUUUGCUUGAAUUUCAGAAGAAGGUUAUGUGGAAGCAGCAUGAAGUGAAGAAUCUUCGGGAGAUGUCUCUUUGGAGUAGGACUUAUGAUUAUACAAUUCGACUUACAACAAGAUCAAUAUUCACAGUUUUUGUUAGGAUCAAACAUGUCUUUGGAAUUGAACAAAAUGUAGAUGAUGGAGAUUUGAGGGCAGCUUCUAUAAAUCGCAGCCAAUCAGUUUCCACCUUGAUGCAAUCUUCUGUUCAUCGCACUGAUAAUACUAGCCUUACCAGGUUUUCUUCUGGUCCCUUUGGAAUGUUUAGCACAAAAUCAGGUCCAAUUUCAAAACCAAAUAAAACAAAUUAUUUCCAUUCUGGGCCUCUUGGUGGCUCAACUACAAAAUCAGGUUCUAUUGCUCGAAAGAAUGGAAAUUUCAACUUCCAUUCAGGUCCACUUGAGAGGUCUACAGCGAAGUCAGGGCAACUUUUGGGCAUGGAUAAAAUCAGCAAGAAGAUUUGGCAGACUAACAACCACCCUUCCGCUGCUAAUGGAAAUAAACCACAUUUGAAAAGCAAUAGAUUGACUCAAGUGGGACCUUUCAAAGGCUGCAUUAUAGAUGCAGAUGAAGCUAUUCAUUCAGGAAUUCUUAGUGGAAUCAAAGCUGGAAAUCUUAAUCCUCCUGAAGGAAAUGCUGUUCAAACUAGUUCGCCGGUGUUUAGAUCUCAGUGCAGGUUGUUGGAUGCUCCACCUGAAACUCUUGCGGCUUCUGCUUUAGCACUGCAUUAUGCAAAUGUUAUCAUCGUCAUUGAGAAGUUAGCAGCAUCUCCUCACUUGAUUGGUAAUGAUGCUAGAGAUGAUCUGUACAACAUGUUACCUACAAGUGUGAGAGCUGCACUGAGGGCAAGGCUAAAACCAUAUGCAAAGAGCUUAACUUCAUCAGUUUUUGAUACAGAGCUUGCUGAAGACUGGACUGAGGCAAUGGCUGCGAUAUUAGAGUGGUUGGCGCCACUAGCUCAUAACAUGAUUAGAUGGCAAUCUGAGCGGAGUUUUGAACAGCAGAGCUUUGUUUCUGGGACUAAUGCGCUUCUGGUUCAGACUCUCUACUUUGCAAACCGAGAAAAGACUGAAGCAGCAAUCAUCGAGAUUCUUGUUGGUCUGAAUUAUGUUUGGAGACUUGGUAGAGAACUCAAUGCAAAGGCUCUACAGGAGUGUGCAAGCAGUAGAAACUUUGAUGAAUGUUUGUAUCUAUAGAAAUAAGUGGACCACUAUUGCAGUAUGUCAAUAGAUGAAUGGAAUUGGUUGAAUGUUGGCAAGUUCCCAUUUUCGGCAGGCAAUGGGGUUAUGUCCAUUCUAUUUGCCAACGUCGAUCGAAGAUGAAAGAAUUAUCCAAUAUACCGUGAAAGACAUCGUAAAGCAUUCUUUGUGAGUCAAAGGUAUAGUUUGAGCUUUAAAGUCAUUUAUAUAUAUAUAUUCCUGGGUGAAGUGCUUGUGAUCUUUUCCAAGGUUUGAAGCUUGGUUCUUUAUUAUCUUCCAUGAAAUAUCUUUUCAAGUUAAGCUGUUAUCCAUGUAAUGUGUAUAUUAUUUUAGUGAUAGCUUUUUCAAUUGGUUUUGUUGACCAUAUAUGUUUAUUCAUAGAUUUAUAUGUUGCGGAUACCUUUUGGUUGACCGAUGUUUGACAUGACCGUAUGGAGUUUUGCAUUCCUUGAUAACAGAAGCAGAUGUAAAUCAGGUUGCAUGGCCAGAAUCUGAGCUUGAAAAUAACCUUCUGACAGACAGGCUAUCACCUUACGGAGUUGCCCGCUAUGAAAUCACAGAAAGGCUUGAAUUGUUUUCGUAAAUGAUCUCACAUGGUAUAUUUCACUGAAUAUAAUGUUUGGUGAAGAAUUCUUAGUGAAUGGACAGACUUCAAUUUUGUUAAAGUACCAUGUCGAACACUCAUGUCUGACACAUUGAUAUAAAGAUAUGAUCUCCAAAGAUCCUCUGAAUACAUUGAAAACUGAAAAAAAUCUGACCAUAUUCGUGUUGGACACAUACACUGAAGUCUGAGUAGAUAUAGCUGAUGAACAUCUGGUUUAAAAAUAGUGUGAUUUGUAUUGCUUUAAGAAGAGAUUAACUUAGGGAGAGUGGCAUUGUUAGAUUCUUUGAGGCCGGAAAGCUCCUGUUGAUGUUGUCAUCUAUUGCCAUUCGUUUUACCCCUUGCCCUUUAUCAUGUAUUGUUUUUCCUAGAUAUCAGUUGGUCAUUAGAGCUGAGGUUAUUUGUGCAUUUAAGAUGAAUAAACACGACGUUUUAAACAUUAUUAGCCA